This is a messenger RNA of Triplophysa rosa, 2129 nucleotides long. RefSeq names its product chemerin-like receptor 1. Lineage: Eukaryota; Metazoa; Chordata; Actinopteri; Cypriniformes; Nemacheilidae. Gene Ontology annotation, cellular component: plasma membrane. The transcript is spliced from 2 exons. Gene Ontology annotation, biological process: phospholipase C-activating G protein-coupled receptor signaling pathway; chemotaxis; complement receptor mediated signaling pathway. Gene Ontology annotation, molecular function: complement receptor activity; G protein-coupled receptor activity. Bases 203 to 1174 code for a protein of 323 amino acids. The record is from RefSeq and is a predicted model, not a curated record.
GCUCGAUGCAUGACAAAGCCUCGCACGUGCAAAGAGUGAAUCUCAAAUCAGAGUUCUUUCAUUUUUGUGAACAGCGUGCCACAGUAUUACACAGCGCAGUUUCUCACGUUCGUUGCCCUUUUAUCAGAGCAUAGUUAUUUCAGCUGGACACAGCUCUUCUGUUUUCUUGAUUCUUUUGUUUCAAUGCCAAAGGCUGUACAAGAUGUCGAUCACCCCAGACUAUGACAACUUUUUGUUGGAGCUUAAAGCAAAUCAAACUGAGAAAGAGCAUUACCAAAAUCAGAUCCGGAUGAUGUACCUUGUUACAUACGGAAUCGUCCUUGUCCUGGGUCUGACCCUCAACUUCAUCCUUAUGUUCGUUGGAUGGCAGAAAUACAAGAGUUACAAGAAGAUUGCCAUUUGGGUUUUGGCAUUGUCUGCAACACACUUAAUAUUCUGUGGAGCUGUAGUGUUUCAAUUGCUCUAUGCUUAUUAUGAAUUCGUAUGGUAUUAUGGAACUGUGACUUGCAAGCUGUCGUCCUACAUCACCUACGGUAGCAUGUAUUCCACAGCGUCCAUCCUGGGUCUUUGGAGCAUUAGCUCUGCUUUUUCCAAAAGUGCAUGCAUAAAAAGAUCCAAGAACUGCUACAUUUUUCUGAUUUUAUUCUCUUGGACUUUAGCGGCUGUCCUUGCAAUGCCAUCGCUCUUUUCCAGAGAGGUUCAGCUGGUUCAGUGUGUUGACGACUAUGACUUUGAAGAUUUUAAAACAACUCCAGAUGCCAUUAAAAAGCUGAAGGCUGUCGUUGUGUCACGAUUUCUGUUCGGGCUUGUCAUCCCUGCUUUUGUAAUGUUCGUCAGUUGCUGUGUGGCAUCCAAAUCCUUUCACAAUAGAUGUAUACAAUGUAAGAAGCAGACACAGAUUAUUUGUGCUGUAAAGGUCACAUACUUUGUGUGCUGGGGCCCGCAAAUUGUCUUAACCCUGCUUCAAGCUACGACAAAUAAUCUACACCCAAAUGCAUUUAAAUAUGGACUUCCAACCGCAACGGCACUUGCUACAACACACUGCUUCAUGUGUCCUCUCAUCUACAUUUUAGGAGAAUGUAGCAUUAAAAUGCACUGGAUGACGCAUGACCCUGAAUACAUUGAAGAGAGAGCAGAUCAGACAAUCCAUUUGGUAAAUAAGAGCAGUGCAUAAAUACAUUGUGGGUAGUUGACAAAUAAACCUGUGUGCAUGUGUCCUAUGGUGUGACAUGAAGAUACAUCUCUCUUAUGCUAUUUUAUAUUAAAAAUAUGAAUAUAAUAUAAAAUAAUAUAGUGUGUUUUCUAAUUUUUUGUUGUCACACCAUAGGACGGGUUUAUUUUUCAACUACCCUUGUAAAUAGUUGUCAGCAUGUGGCGUAGUAGCUCAAAAAUCCCGUUAUAUGACCUUCCAUAUAUUAUGCAUAUUUUACAAUGCUUGAAACACUAAUCCAUAAUCCGGUAAAACACAUAACAUACAUAUUGGAUAUUGCUUUGAAGAUACGUGUAUUGUUGGCUCCUUUGACAAAAUGGAAGUUACUUUGGAAAAAUGUGAAUGUGUAUAUAUAUAAUCUUUAUACUGCUGUUUUUAACCAUUUUAGUUUAACGUGGCAUUACAAUGAGUUGUUUUAUAUUUUUGUACAUUUAGGCAUGCGCUCUAAAACAUCAUUAUUUAUCCAUCAUAGACAAACAAUAUACCCGAGUUGUAUAAUUCAGUGAAUUAAAAAUGUUUUUUACCUUUUUUAUUUUGCAUACUUUUUCAAUGUGUGUAAUUGUAGGUCUGUGUAUGAUGAUGUGCAUGUUCUUUUAUUCAAUUUCUUUUCAAGAUAAUGAAUCUGAAAGGGUUUCCCCUGUCUUGGAAAAAGAUCAAUCUGACUAUGACUUAUACAUUCCAUAGACCCAAGAGUCCAGUUUAUGGAAGUAUUUUAAUGCCAUUAGUUUUUGAAGCAAAAAAGCAUGUUAGAUUACCACUAAUCAAAAAUAAAUCUGUUGCAUUACCAGCAGGGGCGGAGCCAGACAUUGGGGGCUUAGCCCAAAAUCUAGGGGUUCCAUCCAGGGCAUGGUCCCCAGGAGAUUUCUUUCACAUUUAUGGCAGCUAUAAUAAACUAUUUUUUCAUCUUUAAUCGAAGUGU